Messenger RNA from Gamsiella multidivaricata, 3378 nucleotides. RefSeq lists its product as uncharacterized. Lineage: Eukaryota; Fungi; Mortierellomycota; Mortierellomycetes; Mortierellales; Mortierellaceae. The record is from RefSeq and is a predicted model, not a curated record. Gene Ontology annotation, cellular component: cytoplasm; cytosol. The transcript has 4 exons. Gene Ontology annotation, biological process: 'de novo' pyrimidine nucleobase biosynthetic process; UTP biosynthetic process; L-citrulline biosynthetic process. The coding region runs from base 1 to 3378 and encodes 1125 amino acids. Gene Ontology annotation, molecular function: aspartate carbamoyltransferase activity; ATP binding; dihydroorotase activity.
AUGACUCACGAGCGCCUCCAGGAGCAGCAAGGAGCAGGAUUGUCCGCCAAUAAGACCUCGCCCACCAAGAAACUUGUCUCGGAGGCAAUCCUUGCGGACGUACCUCUGGUUGAGGUCAAAAAGGUGCUCGUUGUAGGAUCCGGUGGACUGACUAUUGGACAGGCUGGAGAGUUCGACUACUCAGGCUCCCAGGCGAUCAAAGCCCUCAAGGAAUCUAACAUCGAGACCGUCUUGGUGAACCCCAACAUCGCCACUAUCCAGACCUCGCAUGCGCUCGCAGAUACCGUUUAUUUCUUGCCCGUCACCCCUGAAUACCUCGAGUAUAUCAUCGAGCGUGAGCGUCCCGAUGGUAUCCUCCUGACCUUUGGUGGACAGACUGCCCUGAACUGCGGCAUCCAGCUCGACAAGAUGGGUAUCUUUGACAGGCUUAAUGUCAAGGUCCUUGGUACCCCCAUCCGCACCCUUCUCGUCAGUGAAGAUCGCGAUCUUUUUGCCAAGGCUCUGAAUGAAAUCGACAUUCCUGUGGCCCAGUCUGUUGCCGUUGAUAACAUGAAGGAUGCCUUGGCUGCUGCUGAAGAGAUCGGUUACCCUGUCAUUAUUCGAUCUGCAUUCUCGCUUGGUGGCUUGGGCUCGGGAUUCGCCGCGAAUGCUGCGGAGCUCACGGCCCUUGGAACAAAAUCCUUGACUCUGUCGCCCCAGAUCUUGGUCGAGAAGUCCAUGAAGGGAUGGAAGGAGGUUGAGUACGAGGUUGUGCGUGAUGCUGCCAACAACUGCAUCACCGUCUGCAACAUGGAGAACUUUGAUCCACUCGGAACCCAUACCGGAGACUCGAUUGUCGUGGCGCCUUCGCAGACUUUGAGCGAUGAAGAGUACCAUAUGCUUCGCACAGCUGCCAUCAAGAUCAUCCGACAUUUGGGGGUGGUUGGAGAGUGUAAUGUCCAAUAUGCGCUGCACCCAGAGAGUCUCGAGUACAAGGUCAUCGAAGUGAAUGCUCGCCUGAGUCGCUCCAGUGCCUUGGCCUCAAAGGCAACAGGAUACCCUCUGGCCUUCAUUGCUGCCAAGAUCGCUUUGGGUCACACUCUGCCCAACCUCCGCAACUCCGUCACCAAGACCACUACUGCCUGCUUUGAGCCCUCGCUAGAUUACAUUGUCACCAAGAUCCCUCGCUGGGAUUUGGCGAAGUUUCAGCACGUCUCCCGCGAGAUUGGAUCCUCGAUGAAGUCUGUUGGUGAAGUCAUGGCAAUCGGCCGUACCUUUGAGGAAUCCUUCCAGAAGGCCAUUCGUCAGGUUGAUCCUCAAUUCAAGGGUUUCCAGGCAUUGGAGUUCGCGGAUAUAGACAAGGUUAUGGCCAACCCCACCGAUCGUCGCCUCUUCGCUAUCGGUGAUGCCAUGCUGAACAAGGGCUACACUGUCGAUCAGGUCCAUGACAUUACCAAGGUUGACAAGUGGUUCCUUCACAAGUUGUCAAACAUUGUUGCUGUCCACAAGGAGCUCGGCAAGUUCAAUUCUCAAAACCUUCCUUUCGAGCUCUUGCACGAGGCGAAGCGUAAGGGCUUUGCUGAUGCUCAAAUCGCUGGGCUGUUGGGCGAGAAGACUACAGAGGACGUCAUCCGACAAGCACGCAAGCAGAUGGGCAUCACACCAUUUGUUAAGCGCAUUGAUACCUUGGCCGCCGAGUUCCCCGCUGACACCAACUACUUGUACACAACCUACAACGCAUCGUCGCACGAUGUCACGUUCAGUGACAAGGGUACCAUGGUUCUGGGAUCCGGCGUCUACAGAAUCGGAUCUUCGGUCGAAUUCGACUGGUGUGGCGUGUCUUGCAUUCGAGCUCUUCGCGAGCUCGGAAAGAAGACGGUCAUGGUCAACUACAACCCAGAAACGGUCUCGACGGAUUUCGACGAGUGCGACCGUCUUUACUUCGAGGAGCUGUCUUAUGAACGUGUCAUGGAUAUCUAUGAACAGGAGUCUGCGCAAGGUGUCGUUGUCUCUGUGGGUGGUCAGCUUCCUCAGAACAUUGCUCUCCGCCUCCAUGAGAACAAUGCCAAGGUCUUGGGUACUUCACCAGUCAUGAUCGAUGCUGCAGAGGACCGUUACAAGUUCAGUAAGAUUCUCGACACCAUCGGAGUUGAUCAGCCAGAGUGGAAAGAACUGACGUCUUUGGAUCAAGCCUCUGCUUUUGCGGAUCAGGUUGGCUACCCUGUUCUCAUCCGUCCCUCUUACGUUCUCUCUGGUGCGGCCAUGAAUGUCGCUCACACCCCCGAGGCCCUUCAUCGCUGCCUCACCCUUGCUGCGGAUGUGUCGCCUCUCCAUCCCGUAGUCAUCACCAAGUUCAUCGCUGGUGCUCAGGAAAUCGAUAUUGAUGCGGUUGCGCACGAUGGAAAGCUUAUUGUGCACGCCGUCUCGGAGCACGUUGAGAACGCUGGUGUUCAUUCCGGAGAUGCCACGCUGGUUUUGCCCACUCGCGAUAUCCCAGACCAGACCAAGGGCAAGCUGAAGACGAUUGCGGAGAAGCUUGCCAAGGCCUUCCAGAUCACCGGCCCGUUCAACAUGCAAAUCAUUCACAAGCCUGCAGCUCCAGGUGAUGCCAACCAGGACCCGACCUUGAAAGUCAUCGAGUGCAACAUUCGCGCUUCCCGAUCGUUCCCCUUCGUUUCCAAGGUCCUUGGCCAUAACUUUAUCACGACAGCCACCCACGCCCUCUGCGACAAGGACGUGCCUGCCCCUCAGGACUUGAUGACCAAAGAAUAUGCCUACCAAGCCGUCAAGGUCCCUCAGUUCUCGUGGACGCGCCUGGGUGGUGCUGAUCCGUUCUUGGGAGUCGAGAUGGCAUCUACAGGAGAGGUGGCUUGCUUUGGCCGCGACAAGGAGGAGGCUUACCUCACUGCCCUUCAGAGUGUCCAGAACUUCAAGUUGCCAGCGCCAAGCUCGAGUGUCCUGUUGAGCUCUGAUGAGCUGACUACUACCAGCGACUUGACCAAGAUCGGCCAGGGUCUUCAAAAAUACGGCGCCAAGAUCGUAACCAUGUCAGAGCACACACAAGAGAAGCUUAAGCAGGCUGGCAUUCCAUGCAAGUUUAUUGCUGCACCGGACGCGCUGCCUUUGAUGCACAAGGCGAUGGCCGGAGAGAACGUGCAGAUGGUGAUCUCGUUGGCAAGGAAUCGUGCCCAGCAUGUCGCCGACAAGGAGUACAUGAUCCGUCGCGCUGGUGUUGACUCGGGCAUCUCUUUGAUUAACGAUGAGAAGUGCGGUGUCUUGUUUGUCGACGCCCUCAACAAGAACGUGGAACGCAAGGCAGCCUUGGCGACAAGCAACGAGGCUACCAACAUCCCAGCAGAAGUGAAGUCCUGGGCCGAGUUUGUCGGUGGUCGCUACUAA